AUGAGCUGCACAAGGAUCAGCGGUGCAGUCAUCGUUUUUGCCUUGCUCUUCGCCCCGUUAUUGCUCAUGCUCUGCCUUCCCCUUGCCUGCGCUCGCCAUGUGGUGGCGCUGGAGGCCAAAGAUGGCCUGAACAUCGGAGGAGGCCGGCAUGUGGAUGUGGUUGGUGAUGACGCAGGAAAGGCUGUCCGCGUCUCGAACCACGGCGGCUCACGGCCAGCGAGGACGGUGGAGUUGCCCGCGGCGAGGAGGCACCGGGUGGACGCGGCGGACGAGUUGCACGACAUGCUGAGGAGGGACUACGCGUGGAGGGCGAGGCGCCGCAAGCCCAUCCACAACGACGAGCCACGCGACGAUGAGCCCUGA
Triticum turgidum subsp. durum (durum wheat) is the source of this 363-nucleotide messenger RNA. NCBI's taxonomy places the organism in Eukaryota, Viridiplantae, Streptophyta, Magnoliopsida, Poales, Poaceae. The record is from the annotation of a GenBank genome assembly.